Messenger RNA from Kockovaella imperatae, 3837 nucleotides. RefSeq lists its product as hypothetical. The record is from RefSeq and is a predicted model, not a curated record. Lineage: Eukaryota; Fungi; Basidiomycota; Tremellomycetes; Tremellales; Cuniculitremaceae. The transcript has 18 exons. Bases 304 to 3651 code for a protein of 1115 amino acids. Gene Ontology annotation, molecular function: protein binding.
UCAUCAGUCAGAUCAAAUUGGUCAUUGAACAGCUCAGAUCUCCCAUCAUCACUACUUCCCCACCUGCCUCGUCAUCUCAAGCGCCUUCCCCUCGACCCAGCUCUGUGCAUCUCGCUCGAUCAUUUACAGGCCGUAUGGGGACCACUCCACCCCCUACACCCUCGCCUUCGGGUCCUAUCCCCCGCAGAAGACCCUCUACCGACGCUUCAUUCUCCCCUUUCCCCGCUCAGCGAUUCAGAGCUGGAGAACGAAAGGCACCAUCGUUGAAACGGGUUUUGACAGGAUUCGCAAAGCCAUUCCAAGAUGAUUCUAGAGAGAAAAGAACACUGGCGCAAGUUGUCCGAAGUCGAUUGGCCACGUGUCGCUUCUGCUUUGCGAGCCGAGAAUGGCCUGUGGCCUGAACAGGAAGGACCUGUGCAUUGGAGGCUGGACGGCAGUGAAGGCCCCCUGAGGAUGCGGAAUCGCCUGGAACGGGUCCAAGCAUCGACCGAGCCCGUUCAAGGUCGAAUGCAGCGUAAGCUACGCGAUGCCAUUCCUUCCAUGGACGAGCUCUCGUCAGCGGUCUCGAGAGUCAAUCUGGCUCCGUGGGAGGAUCCUUUCGCGCUAGCUCUCGGACAAGCCGCUCCGAUCUCUGAGGAGGCCGAGGCACCGCUCGUGGACCCGCACAACAAUGUUUCACCACCGAGUCCAACAGAGUCUCGACUUGACGACGAAUCAAUCAUCGAUAUCGAGGUCGACAAGGACGACAAGAUGCGUCGAAUAGCCAAGACGUUGGAGGCUGGCGAUAUAGUGGAAGAAGCUCAUAAUAUCGUUCGGAUCGUCGGUGUGGACGCUUGUCCCGGUCUGUUGAUCCUAGGCAAGAAGAAUUUGUACCUUGUCGAUGGCCUAGUACAGACUGCAGGCGGGGAGGUCAUCGAUGCGAAAGAUGCUCCAAGGGAUGUUUUGACGAUCCCGGGAACUAUCAUUGACAUGUCGGGCUCGGAGCAAGAGAGCCUCAAGUGGCCAUACAGUGAAAUCAUCGAGACGAACAAGAGAGCAUUCCUGUUCCGCGAUGUCGCACUCGAGCUGUACUUUUCCGAUAAGCGAAACUUUCUCGUCGUAUUGAAAGACAAGCGAGAACGUUCAAUCAUUGUCUCAAAACUACAGUACAAGACGAAUCAAGCAGGAGUCAUCUCUCAAUCGCUUAUCGGCAGCUUUGUUUUGGACCAGGUGGUCCGAGUCAUUGAAAAGCCGGAACAGCCUCUGGACGCCUUGACAAGAAAGUGGCAAUCGAGAAGUAUCAGCAAUUUUGCCUACUUGUCCCUCUUGAAUCAGUACGCCAACCGGACGCCAAACGAUGUCACGCAAUACCCCGUCUUCCCAUGGGUUCUGUCCGACUAUACAUCCUCCAUUUUGGACUUGAGCAAACCAUCCAGUUUCCGAGACUUGACGCUGCCAAUGGGUGCCUUGACACCCGCUCGAAGAGAAGCUGCGGUGGAGCGAUACACCGCGACAGAGGGAGUCGGCGAGAAGCCGUUCCACUAUGGAACUCAUUACAGCUCGUCGAUGAUCGUCUGCGGUUUCUUGAUUCGUCUGUCCCCUUUUACCGAGAUCUUCCUCGCUCUUCAGGGCGGCAAUUUUGACCUGGCUGAUCGGCUUUUCUCGAGCAUAUCGCGAGCUUGGGACUCUGCAUCAGCCGACAAUCGCGGUGAUGUGAGAGAAUUGAUACCGGAGUUCUUUUACUCCUCAGCCUAUCUGAAUAAUCUGAAUCACCACGACUUUGGCCGCAAACAAGUUUCUGGUGAUUCAGUCGACGAUGUCGUCCUGCCUCCUUGGGCCUUGAAUGACCCUCUCCUAUUCACACACAAGCACCGUGAAGCUCUAGAAUCAGAUUAUGUCUCUCGUCAUCUUCCAUCCUGGAUCGACUUGACCUUUGGUUGUAAGCAAAGAGAUCCAUCGUCGUACAACUGCUAUCAUCCUCUCUCGUACCGUGGUGCAGUGGAUCUGGAGCACAUGGAAGACGAAAGUGAAUUAGCGGCAUCGACAGCGAUCAUCCACAACUUUGGUCAGACUCCACUCCAAAUCUUUAAAUCGCCUCAUCCUUCUAGAUUUUCCAGCGGUCGUUCGACCCUGCCUUACGGUCAAUUGUUUGGAGUGGCGGAACAAUGGCAGUUGCUGUUCAGGAGCAGGCUGCCAGUCAUUGAGACUGUGCUCCCCAUCGACGACAUCUAUAUUUCAAGUGGAUCAGAGUCAAAACCCUCAGCUUUACAGCGACAUCGAUUGGGCGUGCCUGGUUCGCCUCUCUUGUCCGUUCACUAUGGCUUCGCCGAUCAAAGUCUCCGUGUCCUGUACCAGGAAGUAGUCGGCUCAAUCGGGACAAGACUGGUGCAUGUUCUUGAAGGCGUUUCAGUGGUUCAUGCUGUCUUUGCUAGCCCUAGCCUCCUCGUCACUGUCUCCUGGGAUAGCGUCAUUACCGUUUGGAGGAUGAGCGUCAAGUCGUAUGGUAGCAAGAAGGGUGAUGUCUCUCUACAGCGGGAAGCAAUCCUUCGAGGACACACGUCAAAGGUCACCACACUCGCUGCUAGUCAGGCUUGGUCCUUCCUCGUCAGCUGUUCCGAGACUGGCAGUGCCAUGGUGUGGGAUAUGAACCGUUGCAAAUACACCCGGACGCUUCAGCUCCCAACCAAGGAACCCAUCAAAUUUUGUGAAAUCAAUGAGUCAGAUGGUCAAACUGCCAUCGCAACCGCUACACACCUGUUCCUCUUCUCAUUGAAUGGACAUCCUAUCGCCAGCACGCCGCUGGAGUCUGAGUUGGCUACAGAUUUCACUUUCGGCGAAAUGGAGAACCAUGAGCCAGAGCAAUUCACAGGAGGCAUUUCGUUCCUCAAGCGCGAAUUCUUGCCGUUCGGAGUCUUGUUCGUCAUUGGGGUUGGGAGAGAACUUGCAUUGUAUCGAUGUGUUCCCGGCGUCAGGUCCUAUGAAGAUGAAGAGGAUGUUCUACCCUGGCAACUGGUCGAGCAAGGACGACUUGCACGAUCGGACGAUCAUCCUGGUGGAAAUUGCUGCAUGGUCAAAUUUGCAGGGGAGACUCUGUAUGCCGCGUUUGAGCCCUCUGCGGACACGUCAAAAUAUACACUGUGGCAAUGGUCGUUGCCUGAAGGUGGAGCGAGGCAUGUCCCAGAAGCUGUGUCGCAUUUGUGCAUGGCAGAGCACUGUGGAAGGCACUUUGGCCUUUUGGAGCCGAAACGUUUCUGCGGAGGUUGUGGUGGAUCAUUCUGCGGUACACACGCCGUUCACGUCGAAAGCCUUGAACAGAGAUACUGUUCCGAUUGUCGAUCUCAGCUCGCCCAGUCUCAGAACCUACUGAAUCGACGUAGAGAUUCGGCCAUUGCGACUUCUCGUCGAGGCUCUUCUGCGGGCCUGGCGUCUGGCGCCAACUCCCGUCGUGCAUCGAUCAGUAUUCCCCAUGGUUCAGCCUCUCGACGCCCUUCCGUCUCUCACGUCUUGGCAAAAGCUGCCAUCGCUGCACAUGCUAUAUCCAACAGUAGUCCUCAUGGCUCUGGGCCUGGAAGUCCCGCGUUGGGAAGUACGAUCAAGUCGAUGUCAGUCAGUCCGGUAGCGGAACGAAGGUCUAGAGAAGCAUCACCUCGGCUGAACGUUCCUCCUUAUUAAUGAGGCGAGCGAGGUAUUUCGACCGAUUCAGUCCCACGUCGCUUCGCCAAACACCGAAUGCAUUUGUGUGGGAUAUAUGUGAUCCUUGCAAAUGUGCGGCGCCCCGGUGAUCUUACCCAGCUCUCAAGUAUCCUUUGGACCGCCUUCUGAGGAUGACAGAUGAGAUUGACGGUUCCACCACUGCCC